This is a messenger RNA of Galleria mellonella (greater wax moth), 2344 nucleotides long. Its product is annotated as probable cytochrome P450 304a1. Bases 47 to 1582 code for a protein of 511 amino acids. The record is from RefSeq and is a predicted model, not a curated record. Lineage: Eukaryota; Metazoa; Arthropoda; Insecta; Lepidoptera; Pyralidae. Gene Ontology annotation, molecular function: iron ion binding; oxidoreductase activity, acting on paired donors, with incorporation or reduction of molecular oxygen; monooxygenase activity. The transcript is spliced from 9 exons.
UUCGUUUUAUGACGUCUGCCAGUUUGUAGAUUAAUGCACAAUUGAAAUGAUCGGUGUUGUAGCUGCUUGUGUUUUAAUAUUAUUAUUAUUUUUACAGUUCUAUAAAAAUGCUUAUAGAAAACCUUAUAAUUUUCCUCCAGGACCGCCAAGUCUACCUGUUUACGGUGCCUACUGGAUAGUCCUCGCUACAGAAUUCAAUAAUUUAGCCGCCGCUUUUCGCAAGAUUGGUCACAAGUAUAAGACAAAACUCAUUGGUUUAUACCUGGGCGCCAUACCGGCUGUAAUUGUCAAUGAUUCGGAUUUAAUUAAAGAAAUGCUGAAUCGCGAAGAGUUCGAUGGCCGUAUGGACAUCAUAUUAGCUAGACUUCGUGCUUAUUGGCGGAAAUUAGGUAUAUUUUUCACGGAUAGCUACUUUUGGUACAUACAGAGACGAUUUUCUCUCCGGCACUUGAGAGAUUUUGGUUUUGGCAGGCGCGACGAGACUCUGGAAGCAGUACUAGAAAGUGAAAUAAGAGUGAUGAUUGACAUGAGCAUUCAUGGACCGAUAUACCCAGCUGAGAACGACGUGGUCAAAGGCAAACUGAUAUACUUGCCGCACUAUUUCGCUGUGCCAUUCAUAAAUGGAAUGCUCCACGUGAUGAGCCGCAUGACGCUGCCAAGGUCUGAGUACCACCUUCUAUGGGAGUUGGCUCGCAAAAGUUUAAUCUUCCAACGAAGUUCGGACGAUAUAGGUAGAGCUCUGUCACUCACUCCGUGGCUGAAAGACAUCAUUCCAAAAUGGAGUGGAUACCACGCAUUGAGAAGCAGUAAUCAAUAUCUGAUAGACUUCUUCACAAACCUUGUCAGCAAAGAGUUAAAAAGCUACGACGAAUCACAUGAACGCCAUUUUCUAGACGUUUACAUCAAAAAGAUGAAAGAGGAACUUGCUCAGGAAAAGCGGUCUACGUUUUCUGUGGAACAACUGGUGCUGGUUUGCAUCGACUACAUGUUCCCGGCGGCGUCAGCGGUGCAAGCGGUGCUAACGAUGUUGGUCGAGAGGCUCUUGCUGCAACCAGAAAUACAGGACAAGCUGCAUGAAGAAAUAGACCGCGUUGUUGGCAACGGUCGGCUACCAAAUCUUGAUGAUAGAAAAAAUAUGCUGUACACAGAAGCGUGCUUGCGUGAGAUGAUGCGGUUCGAUACACUUGUACCGUUAGGCGUACCCCAUCGGGCUAUUGUGGACACCACCAUCGGCGGAUACCACGUUCCAGAGAAUAGCAUGAUUAGUGCCAACUACGUAAUGCUGCAUAUGGAUGAAAAAAUAUGGGGCGACCCUGAGAAUUUUCGCCCCGAGAGGUUCAUUGUCGAUGGCCGCCUAAGUGUUGCCAGCGAUAAAUCUUUACCCUUCGGUGCUGGCAAGCGUUUGUGCGCGGGCGAGACGUACGCGCGGCAGUCGAUGUUCCAGGUGUUCGCAGCGUUCAUGCAGGCGUUCCGCGUGUCGCCCGCCGACGGCCACCGCCUGCGCGCCCCCUCGCGACGUAUACAGGGCAUCAUCACCACCAUACCCGAGUACUGGGUGCAAGUUACGCCCAGAAUUGUAUAAAAAAAAAUAUAAUAUAGCACCCCUAUAGACAAGUGGUAAACAAAUUUAUUAAUUGUAUUGUUUUGAUUAUUCGAUUCGAUAGCUGUAUUUCAGCAUAAAAUGGGCCAGGGGAAAGGAAGAGCUCAGGUAUCUUAAGAGGCGACUAAGAAAACUUAAUGGUCAAGGGAUAGGCAGCGGCGUUCCUCUUUCAUCACCAAGGUCAAGCGGUCAUCUUUGUGAUUUUCAACCCCUAUUGCCAAGGCCUAUGUUUAGCACUGGAUAGUUACCUGACAUGAUGAUAAUGAUCGUUUCGAUUCGCAUGAGACAUUGGAUAUCGCUAUCUCUUUCUUUCUCAUAGACUCAUCAACGAUAAAAAUUAUAUCGAUGAAUUUGCUUGCCACUUGUCUAGGAAAGCAAAUGUAUAUACAUCAUGCAUGACGCAUAGAAUCAUAAUUUUGUAGCUUUAAAAUUUGAGUAACGGGAUAUUUGUUAUUAAUUACGAGACUUUUUUAACCCGUGAGAUUUAAAAUAAGUAAUUAGAUUUAUUAUAUGUAGAUUAUUUUAUACAUAUAAUUUCUUUAUUUUAAUGACAUUUCAUUGAAAUUAAUUAAUUUUCAUUGACUUAAAAAUAUACAUCUUAUACAUCAGAGAUAUAAUGAGAUUUUCGCAGAUCAAUUACUUCUAUUCAAUUAAUUACCUAAUAAUAUAAUACAUUGUAUACGAUUUACUUGUAAAAUAGUCUAUAAUUAAUAUAAUUCGGAAUUAAAUUAAUUUUAAUACUGA